AUGUUCUGCGUGAUCCAUCGGUACGCAGACAACCACGAAUGCAAUUUUGAUUACCGGACAGCUGCUCGGGAUUCGAUCUCAAAAGGCGAAUCCUGUCGUUGA
Messenger RNA from Spirodela intermedia, 102 nucleotides. The record is from the annotation of a GenBank genome assembly. Lineage: Eukaryota; Viridiplantae; Streptophyta; Magnoliopsida; Alismatales; Araceae.